GGAGAACGUUCUGGACAGGAGCGGCAGCCUGCACCUAGGCCCGGGCCUGGCGAGCUCCAGGGAGGGCGCAGGGCAGAGCGGCCUGUGGAGGCGGCGCCGGCCUUGCAGGGCCUUGUAGGCCAUUGUCAGGACUGGCCUUCGACUCUGAGUGGGGUGGGGAGCCCUCGAGGGCAGGCUUGGAGCAGCGGGGUGACAGGAUCUGAGGUGUUUGUUGAAAGGAUAAUUCCGACUGCUGUGCAGAGUCUAGACGUGGGGGACCUCACUGGAGUCUCUCCAUCGGCGUCUCUUUCCCCCUAGAUCGUGUGCCUCACGCAGGCACGGCGCCCUCACACGAGACGCUGACGGACAGUCGUGUUUUCAGUGACUAAAGGCAGGCCUUUUGUCACGGUGUGAUAGGAACAGCGGAGGGAAGGGCAGCACCAUGUGAUGUCACCCCAAGCACGGCCCUUCUCGCUGGCCGCGGGCCGGCUCUGGGUUCUGUCAGUAACAGUGGCCCGGUGCUCAGGGUGCAGGAAGCGGCCGACCAGAAAGCUUCUGUGUCUUCACCGUGAGACUCUGUGCUCUGGAAAGGAGCCAGGGUCUGUGGAAGUGGAUGCUGUGCAGCUGAGGAUGGUGUGGAGCAGUACGAGGAGCCCCAGGGACGAGGCAGUGCCCCGCUCGGAAGACGGCCUCAGCUCCUGCCUGUCCUGCCCGGCGCAGCCUCCUCUGGGUCCGAGGAGGAAACACGCGGAAGCCGGCACAGCUAGAGACACAGCCCCUCAGGAAAGCCUUCCAGCUCAGCUGGGUGACCGGUGAGCUGAGAGUCAGGCCCCAGGUCCGCCCAGCCGAGCACGUCCAGGGGUUGGUUUCCGAUCUGCUUCCAUAGAAAGAUCCCAAAAUGGGUUUCUGUUCCUGGAUGGUUUGCUUCAAGAGGUGAUUUUCUAUGGGAAAAGCCAAAGAACAGGCAGCUGUCUGCCUUCUGCCUUCAAGGAAGGUCUCGUGGGGACGGGCUCCAGGGAGGCAGUGUGGUGAGGCGGGCAGGGGAGCCCGUCCAGAGAGACAGUGGACCAAGCCGGAGUGGGUUCUGACCCUGGGAAGUUUCAGUUUCAUCACGCGUGAGAUACAGACGACAUGUAGUCACAGUGCUGUAAGCGAUUGUCAUGAGCAUCACAGCUAGCAGUUAUUGAGCACUGUGUCCCGGGUCCUCAGUGAAGUCCCGUAUGUGGAUUGAUUUAGCUUCUACAGGAGUCUCCUAAGAUAGGUCGGCCGCACCAAGGCUACCCAGCCAGUAGGUGGGGUGGGGAGUAACCCAGCAGGCUGACUCAGCCCUCUUGGGAGGAGUAAUCGAAGUCCCGUGAGAUGACGUACAGAGAGGCUCAACACAGGCGCGCUCGGAGAGACGAAGGCUGCUGGGCGUGCCUGUGUCCCGCGCGCUGUGCUGCCCUGCGUCUGUGCCAGGGGCCCCGCUGUGGAUCAUUCUGGUCACGUGCUGAAAGUGUGCGGGGCCUCAGUCUCUUUGUUGCCGGUGAAACUUGAUCUGCUUUGCCCACAGCCGCCAGCCAGCCUAGGCCGCUUCCACUUUCACCUGGAGCUUCUAAAGGUGUCCUCUCCCUCCCCGCGCACUUCAGCCCCUACCGCAGCGGCUCCCUGGGCCGCGAUGAGCCGGCCGACGCCUACGCUCAGCUGGAGCUCCGCACCCUGGAGCAGUCCCUCCUGGCCACCUGUGUGGGGAGCAUCUCGGAGCUGAGUGACCUGGUCUCCCGUGCUAUGCACCACAUGCAGGGACGCCACCCGCUGUGUCCUGGCUCCAGCCCCGCCCGCCAGGCCCGCCAGCCGCCCCAGCCCAUCACCUGGUCCCCCGACGCCCUCCACACGCUCUACUAUUUCCUGCGGUGUCCACAGAUGGAGUCCAUGGAGAACCCCAACCUGGACCCCCCGAGGAUGGCCCUCAACAAUGAACGGCCCUUCCUGCUGCUGCCGCCUCUGAUGGAGUGGAUGCGCGUGGCCAUCACCUACGCAGAGCACCGCCGCAGCCUCACCGUGGACAGCGGCGACAUCCGGCAGGCGGCCCGGCUGCUGCUGCCCGGCCUGGACUGUGAGCCCCGGCAGCUCAAGCCUGAGUGCUGUUCCAGUUCCUUCCGGAGGCUGGAUGCCCGAGCGGCUGCUGAGAGAUUCCACCAGGACCUGGGCUUCCGCAUGCUCAGCUGCGGCAGGACGGACCUCAUCAACCAGGCGAUCGAGGCCCUGGGCCCGGACGGGGUUAACACCAUGGAUGACCAGGGUAUGACGCCGCUGAUGUACGCCUGUGCUGCUGGGGACGAAGCGAUGGUCCAGAUGUUGAUUGAUGCUGGAGCAAACCUGGACAUCCAGGUUCCCAGCAGCUCUCCCAGGCAUCCCUCCAUUCACCCCGACAGCCGGCACUGGACGCCGCUGACGUUUGCUGUGCUGCAUGGACACAUCUCUGUAGUCCAGUUGCUGCUGGACGCUGGUGCCCACGUGGAGGGCUCGGCGGUGAACGGCGGCGAGGACAGCUACGCGGAGACGCCCCUGCAGCUGGCCUCUGCAGCUGGGAACUAUGAGCUGGUCAGCUUGUUGCUGAGCCGAGGCGCUGACCCCCUUCUCAGCAUGCUCGAAGCCAACGGCAUGGCCUCCUCCCUCCACGAGGAUAUGAACUGCUUCAGCCACUCGGCUGCCCACGGCCACAGGAACGUCCUGAGGAAGCUCCUGACGCAGCCGCAGCAGGCCAAAGCAGAUGUGCUGUCCCUGGAGGAGAUCCUGGCCGAGGGCGUGGAGGAGGGCGGCACGACCAGCCAGGGCAGCGGCAGCGAGGGGCCCGUGCGCCUGAGCCGGCCCCGCACGAAGGCCCUGCAGGAAGCCAUGUACCACAGCGCGGAGCACGGCUACGUGGACAUCACCAUGGAGCUGAGGACGCUGGGUGUCCCCUGGAAGCUGCACGUGUGGAUCGAGUCUCUGAGGACCUCCUUCUCCCAGUCACGGUACUCGGUGGUGCAGAGCCUCCUACGGGACUUCAGCUCCAUCAAAGAGGAGGAGUACAACGAGGAGCUGGUGACCGAGGGCUUGCAGCUCAUGUUCGACAUCCUCAAGACCAGCAAAAAUGACUCAGUCAUCCAGCAGCUGGCUGCCAUCUUCACACACUGCUACGGCAGCACGCCCAUCCCCAGCAUUCCCGAGAUCCGGAAGACCCUGCCGGCCAGACUCGACCCACACUUUUUGAACAACAAGGAGAUGUCAGACGUGACCUUCCUGGUGGAAGGCAAGCUGUUCUAUGCGCACAAAGUCCUGCUGGUGACAGCUUCCAACAGGUUCAAGACGCUGAUGACGAAUAAAUCGGAACACGACGGCGACAACAGCAAAACCAUCGAGAUCAGCGACAUGAAGUACCACAUCUUCCAGCUCAUGAUGCAGUACCUGUACUAUGGAGGGACGGAGUCCAUGGACAUCCCCACGGCCGACGUCCUGGAGCUGCUGUCAGCUGCCAGCUUGUUCCAGCUGGACGCCCUGCAGAGGCACUGCGAGAUCCUGUGCUCCCAGAUGCUCAGCGUGGAGAGUGCUGUGAACACCUACAAGUACGCUAAGAUCCACAAUGCCCCUGAGCUGGCCCUGUUCUGCGAGGGCUUCUUCCUGAAGCAUAUGAAGGCCCUGCUUGAGCAGGACGCCUUCCGGCAGCUCAUCUACGGCCGGAGCAGCAAGGUGCAGGGCCUGGACCCACUGCAGGACCUGCAGAGCACGCUGGCCGAGCGCGUGCACUCCGUCUACAUCACCUCCCGGGUGUGAGGGGCACAGCUGGUCGGCACACCCAGCCUCCUAUCUCCUGGCAGCCAGGGACCAGAAAGGCUGGGAGCAAGUGUAGCCGGGUGUCGGGCCCAGCGCAUACCCAGGGCCUGUCAACGUGCCAGGGCCUGGCUGGGUGGGGGCUGGGUGUGGGCUCUCUUGGAGCCAGGCUCACAAGACUCAGUUUCCCCUCUUCCCUCAGACGUCCCCUCUGGUAUCCAUCUGUCCUUGGGCAGGCAGACAUGCCCUGAGCCCACCUGUCACUGGGCAGCCCCACCCUCAACCCCUCUGCCCCAGAGCUAACCCGUGAUGGGCAACAGGCAGAUGUGGCCAAAAGGUGGCCCCUCCCUCCACCCCCGUUUGCACCUUGAGGGCUGCCCUGUGCUCACCCUCAGGUGCCCCUGCCCGACUCCUGGAGGGCAGCAGCUGAUCCCAGCUCACCUCUGCUGUGAACAGCUUCUGCCCAUGCCCUCCAGGCUCUCCCCGAGAGCUCAGACUGUCUCGCCUGGGGCUCUCGGGGUGUGGGCAUCCUUAUGAACGUAAGAAUGUGCUCCGAGCCCCCGGCCGUGGCAGCCAAAAGCGGGCACUCUUCCCCUGUCCUGUCAGAGGCUGCCCACAUCCCUGGCUGUGCCCUUCAAAGGCUUUUCAGGGCUGGGGGCGCCUGCACCAGGUCACUUUGCAGUCUUUGGUGGCUGGCCCACAGAGGCCUCCUUGGUCAGUGGUAGGGGCAGUUCCCCAGCUGAUGCCUCCAGAGCUUCGGAUCUGAGCUAGUGGGUGCGGCGUGGGGUAUAGAAGAGGAGCCUGGUGGCCUCAGCUUUUGUUUUGCUGCUGUUUUUAGGGGCCAGUGGAAAGGAGUCGAUUCUGAAGCCCCAGGCCUCGAUUCGGCUGCCUCAGGGGGCUCAGGAAGCAGAGCUCUAAAUGUCCCCCAGUUGAGUCCCACAGGUGGACUGGAGAGGGGGCCCAGCCGUGUCCGUGGGAGCGGCAGGUCUGGGGCAUCUCCAGGCCAGGGCCUUGGUGGAAGGAGAGGGCCGGGGCAGAGGACCUUCUGCUACCUCCCCUCCCCUGCUGGCCCUGACCGUGGGCUCCGGGGUGUCCUGGGACGCAGACAGCGUCAGGCCUGGACACUCACUGUAUUUAUGGACCAGACACUGGGGGAGCGUUCGGACAGCUUGCUCUGGGGGUGGUCGUCUUCAGCUGUCUGGACACCUUAGAAACUAUUUAUUCACCAAAAGCUCCAGGCACUUCAGGAGGUGUCAUUGGGUCACCUUGUAAAGCCCGGGGGCUUGCAGUCCUGGAAAAUAUUUUCUACUAGCUGCUUGGGCAGGAUGUACAAAGGGACAGGCGUUAUUUUAUUGCUGUAAUAUUGUAUGAUACUGUAACUAUACAUUAAUGUUGUCACUUACUGUAAAUGUACCAUGGUUUUAUUAACAAUAAACGCUUGUUAACAAUGA
This is a messenger RNA of Equus caballus (horse), 5222 nucleotides long. RefSeq names its product ankyrin repeat and BTB domain containing 2 (gene ABTB2). NCBI's taxonomy places the organism in Eukaryota, Metazoa, Chordata, Mammalia, Perissodactyla, Equidae. Gene Ontology annotation, molecular function: protein heterodimerization activity. The record is from RefSeq and is a predicted model, not a curated record.